Molecule: messenger RNA, 963 nt
Organism: Fusarium falciforme
Lineage: Eukaryota; Fungi; Ascomycota; Sordariomycetes; Hypocreales; Nectriaceae
Exons: 1
Coding region: 1-963 (320 amino acids)
Biological process (GO): proteolysis
Molecular function (GO): metalloendopeptidase activity
Source: RefSeq, a predicted model, not a curated record
AUGACAGACGUUCUGAGAUUCCAGGGAGGUUUCCUUCCUAUCAAGUUCCCAACGUACGAUUGGGGCAAGGCUCCAUCCACUGAUUACCGUGACCAUGACUGGUUCUGGCCUUUGCAUAAGCGAGUUCUCAUGGUAUCCUUCCUCAACGGAACAAAUGAGGAGAAGAACACCAUCAUCAAUCUUAUCAACGCACAUUACAACACAAUCAAGAUGGGCAUCCGAUUCAAGUUCCUUCAAGACGACGACUCUACCCUAUCCGACAUUCGAGUCGAGAUCACAGCCAGAUCUGAGUCAACCGAUGGGUACAUGGCUACCGCUGUUCCCCAUAAUGUGGCAACUUUACGGCUUAAUAUGUCACUGAACCGCCCGGGUGGCCCACUUCAGAGAGACAUAGACCGAAGGCAAAAGGAGAUCCAACACGAGUUUGGCCAUGCCCUAGGUCUGAAGCACGCGCACUGUCACCCUGACUGCAAGAUCAAUUGGGACCAUCAAUUCAUUGAGAAGCGAACUGGAUGGACUCAUGAUCAAUUCAAGACACAAGUGCGUAUGAUGAAGAAGUCUGGAAUCUUUUCCCUGAUGCCCUAUAAUCCGAAGUCCAUCAUGCACUACAACGUCUGUAAAGGUGACACUCAUAGCAUGAUGACGUGUUUUGAAGCCAGUCACGUUCUUUCCAAGGGAGAUAAGAAGUUUCUCAUGGCGAUAUAUCCCCCUGACGGCUCAGACAGAACACUGGAAGGAGUAACCGAACGGAUGUGGAAGCCAACAAGCGCGUUGUUGAAAGAAGGUAAAAAGAGACGGAAUCUCAGGUCGGCAACGAGGCAAGACUUGGGUCAUUCAAAUGAGGAAGAAGCAUCUCCCAGCAAUACUCUGAUUGAUAGUGAGACCCAGUAUCUGGAAGAUCUUUUCCCUGACAGCCAGAAUGAAAAUCUAGGCACAGCCUUCCUGCAGACAAUCCUUCCCUGA